AUGCAACAGUAUUUAAACUGGACUAAUAUCAAUUCUUCAUAAAUAGGAUCAAUGAAUUCAACACGUUAAUGUAAGCACUUUAAUUAAAUCACCCAUGAUACUUGGUCAAAUCAGUGAAUUUUGAAUGACAUCAAAGUCUCACAAUCAUUAUCAGUUAUUCAAGCUACAACGACAAAUAAAAUGAAGUGGAUUAGUAAAAUUGCUUAUGGAACGGGUCAAAUGCUUAAAGAUCUUGUUGCAGGAGUUAUCAGUAUAUUCUACAUCAUAUUCUAUGAAGGUUGUAUCAGUUUGAGUAGUUCACAAGUUGGGGCAUUAUUACUGUGUGGUCAGAUUGCUAAUGGAUUAGCCACACCAUUGAUUGGUUAUUUAUCAGAUCAUCCAUUCAGUCUAACUGAAAAACCGACAACUGGUCACCAGUCGAUAACGUGUGAAGAUGGAAGUGUAAAGAAGGAUAAGAGGUUGUUCAAUCGAAUGAAACGACAGUUUAGACUUGGACAGAGAAAGUCAUGGCAUUUAGGUGGAUGUUUAUUGAUGCUUAUUGCUUUUCCAUUGAUGUUCGGACAACCGGAAUAUUUUGUUGGUCUUCCAAUUGUGGUGAAGUUACUGAUCAAUGGUAUGCUUAUAAUUUGUGUUCAGGUUGGUUGGGCAGCUGUACAAAUUCCCCAUUUAUCAAUUAUCAAUGAUUUGACAGACCAACAUGAUGAACGAGUAUUACUUGCAUCCUUAAGAUAUUUCUUCAGUGGUAUAGGCGAUAUGGCUACAUUGCUUGUAACGUAUUUAUUUUUUGAAUCAGAAAAAUCCAGUUUGUUAAUCAUGAAAUCGGUAAAUGAGACUGACAACAAUGUGAGCAACAGUCAACUGUUCACAAAAUCAUUAAUAACAACUGACAUUAUUGUUGGAAGUGAACGAGCAACAUUGUUCAAUGAUUCGAUAAAUAACCAGUCAACAAAUGUUGGGAAACAGUUAGUCGUACAUUCAGAAUACAAUAUAACAAUUCAAGAUUUGCCCAUAUUUCGAAAUGUUGCAUUGAUUGUCGUUGGCAUUGGAGUAUUAUUCACAAUAAUCUUCCAUUGUGGUGUUCGUGAAGGUAAACCGAAAGCACACCAAUCAUUCACAAUGCAAUCCCAUGAAAAUACCACAGAUGAAUUCUCACAAAUGAAUGGAAAAAACGACAAUAAUGGACUGAUUAAUGGUAAUUCUGUUGUGGUUUCACAGCUCAAAUCCAAACGAAAACGGACCUACAGCCUCUCAUCUACACUUCCCUGGUAUGCUUGGUUUACACUACCAAGAUUUUGGCUGAGCUGUUCUACAUUCAGUAUAAUGCGUCUUAGUGUAACUGUUUCUGUGAUGUAUAUGGGUCCAUUUUUGUUGAAUUCAUUAAAAAUGGAUAAAAGUUCAAUGGUUUCUGCCCCAUUAGUUACCACAAUUUCUUGUUUGAUUACAUCAGUUGGUGUACAAAGGAUUAAUAAAGUACUUGGGAAUUAUAUUGGCUCAGUCGUCGGUGUUCUAUUUAUCCUUGGAUUUUGUACAAUCGCUUACUUUUUAAACUCAGCCGAUGAAAACCUCUUAGCAAUAUAUUUUGCUGCAGCCAUUCUAGGCAUUGGAAACACAAUCAAUAAUGUUCGAGCAUUGGUUGUGAUCACAACAUUGAUCGGUGUAAAACAAGUACACACAGCAGCAUUUGUUCAUGGGAUCGCAUCAUUUUUCGAUAAAAUUUUGACUGGUGUCUUCAUUCAAUGCAUACAACUCUGUGUACCUCAGUUAACUUAUAGACAUAUACAAGUGUAUAUUGUAGGUAGUUUGGCAAUAUUCGGUGGUAUUCUAGCGACAAUUGGUAAUUUCAUUUAUUCAGAGACUUUAGAAAGUACAGAUGCACCAUGUCUUUCGUGUUUUUGUCAAAGAACAACUUCAUCGUCGCCUCCGUCACCAACGAAAUUUCAGAGUGAUCAAACCUUUAACCGUGAUGUUCGAAACCAAAAGGAAAACAGCGAUAACUGUCAAUGCUGACCAACAUAUUUAUGUAUCAUUAAUACAAGUCUUUCCACAUGCAACAAAACGUCUCCAUUUUCUAUCUCUAUACCAUUUUUCAGUCUAUCAGGUAAUUGAUGUAUAUUUACCUACUGUUCCCUUCAAAGAAACCCGAUCUAUUAUGAUACAUUUCAACAUGAAAUCCAUACCUUUCUUAAGCAAUCUACCAUCGAAUACUUAAUUCAACCUUUCCACUGAAUAUUUUAUUUUUGUAUACAUCAGGCUGGAAUACUUAGACACUUGAUGUAAAUUAAGAAUAUGGAGUACUCAUAAUAUUUGUUAUUUUGGUGGAUUAUUGUAUUAAUUAUCAAUAGUUAUUCAUAAUUGAUUCUUCGACAGAUGUUUUCUCUGUAAACAAACAGGAGUCAGAGUGUAGAUAACAUUUUUUAAAUAAAACAAGUAGAAAUAAAUUGUCCCAACCAACAA
Schistosoma margrebowiei is the source of this 2454-nucleotide messenger RNA. Lineage: Eukaryota; Metazoa; Platyhelminthes; Trematoda; Strigeidida; Schistosomatidae. The record is from the annotation of a GenBank genome assembly.